AUGUCCCGAACACCGCGAUCCUCACUUGCUGGUGGACUGCAACAGAUAUCUCCUUCCAAGCUGGUGGCACAGUCAAUUCCACCUACAGAAGGACCUUCACGUUCGGCGUCGCAACCAUUCGAUUGGGAGGCUGUCCGCCUUAGAAAGCCGCCUCCUUAUGGUGGUCCACUGGAUGGUGCUAGAGCCAGAGCGGCCCGGAAAAGUGAAGCAGGUCUGAAAAAUGCGCAGAAACGUGUCGUUAAACGACCCGGUCUGUUCAAAAGAAUUUCAUCCUUGCCCAGCAGGAUUGUAGACGAGAUCUCAAUGUUCCCUCAUAAUGUCCCCCUACCAGACCCAAAGCCAAGCGCGUGGAUAAUUGGUGGCUCAUUACACGUAAUUAACCUCUUGGUUCGUGUUUCACAAAGCCGACAAGUCGCCGAGGAAGAAUUACCGUGGGCCGAUCUGUACAACGAGCACAGAGGUACAAGCUGGUUUGACUGGACAACGCCUGUAACCUUCCUCCUUAUUGCCGCCUCCUUUUACAAUGCCUUCCGCCUUCUCUCUCAGAACCGCGUCUACUUCCUCCACCAUAGGACUACACUUGUCAACUCACCUCGUGCGGCAUUCGUCGACGCGCAAAUAGACCUUACCCCACCUGAGACACCUUCGCUUUUGUAUCGUGUAUUCUCUUGGCUUUGGUAUCAGUUCUCCGUUUCCUGGCGUUUCUUACUCAACUUUAAGCCACCGGCUCCGCGCGUCGCCGAGGGCGCACGUGUAGAACGCGUGCAACAGCUGAGCGUAUGGGAGCCCGGUGAACUGGAAAUGAGUCUCUUCGCGGUGUACUCCCCUGCUCACGCGUUCUUGUGGGUGGCGACAACCGGUUCGAACUGGAUUGUGAUGUUCACGAUUAUGGGUAUUAUCGGUCUCCAAAUUCAUCUUCUUUGCAGUAGCUACGCAGGGUUGAUGAAAGACAAGCAGAUCCUCUCCGCGGAAGUAAUGAAUGAAUAUAACGAAAAGUUCGUCAAUCCACGCGUCAAUCCUGUUCGCUUCGACAAAGCGGUCAUGACACAUCAAGCCGAAGUUAUCGACUACUGGAACGACUACGAAUCAGACCGCUAUUAG
Messenger RNA from Fomitiporia mediterranea MF3/22, 1101 nucleotides. RefSeq lists its product as uncharacterized. NCBI's taxonomy places the organism in Eukaryota, Fungi, Basidiomycota, Agaricomycetes, Hymenochaetales, Hymenochaetaceae. The coding region runs from base 1 to 1101 and encodes 366 amino acids. The transcript has 5 exons. The record is from RefSeq and is a predicted model, not a curated record. Gene Ontology annotation, biological process: regulation of exit from mitosis; maintenance of rDNA.